This is a messenger RNA of Seminavis robusta, 330 nucleotides long. NCBI's taxonomy places the organism in Eukaryota, Bacillariophyta, Bacillariophyceae, Naviculales, Naviculaceae. The record is from the annotation of a GenBank genome assembly.
AUGUCACUUUCUCGGGAGGUUGGAUACAUCACCCAUGUUCAGGCUAACCGGCACAUCCGUGUUAUGGUGAUUUUGUUCCCUCGAGAUGUCUCAAAGUUUGAGCCCUUGAAAUUGAAGGCGAAUAUGGUUCGCAAUGUUGAAUCUGACGAUGAUAUCACUGAUGACGGGAAUAGCGACGACGAGAAGGACUAUUCUACAACAAUAGAGGAGCCCGAAAGCAAAAAGAAGAUUUCGGAGGAAUUCAAAGGACUGAAAAAUUGGGGGGACAUGUCUCCACUCAACAAAUUUUACAACGAGGACUUCAAGAAUGUGAACAAAUGCUUUGCAUGA